Molecule: messenger RNA, 1061 nt
Organism: Stegodyphus dumicola
Lineage: Eukaryota; Metazoa; Arthropoda; Arachnida; Araneae; Eresidae
Biological process (GO): arachidonate secretion; phospholipid metabolic process
Molecular function (GO): A2-type glycerophospholipase activity
Source: RefSeq, a predicted model, not a curated record
CCUGUUCUGGUACACUGAUCUAAGAGAAAAGCUUCUUGUUGAAUACAAAUCAAAACCAGUUCAUCAAAGAAUCAUGCAAUAUCUGACUAUACUCUUGUCAGUGACAACUUUGGUAUAUGCUCAGAACGUGCAAACCAAGAUAUUUUCCAUUCAGGAACUACCUGAUGUAGCCAGCAAAGUUCUCCUAAUAGUUACAUGGUCAAAUAAUCCUCAAAAGGAAAUACCAAAAAUAACAAAUUGUGAAAUAUUUUCAGAUGAGAAGAUUGUCGGACACAUUUUAAAGGAGGCUGGAGAGAGUACCGUCAUUAAACCAAGCAUAGAAGAAGUGGUACAUCUUGUUAAAGAUUGCACGGGACUUUUGUCCCGCAACUCAGAGACAGAAAUAUUUCGCACUGCACUUCAGAGAUUUGAGCACUUUAGGGAGAUCAGGAGAAGAGGAUUUCCAAUAUCAAAUGAUGCAGAGAUGAGGACUUCUGAGGAGACUAUGGAAAAAUGGAAAUCUGACUCACAUGAUUCAUGGUACAUUUUUCCGGGAACAAAAUGGUGCGGACCGGGAGAUGUAGCUCAAAGUUUUGAUGAUCUUGGUUCUAGUGCGGAUACUGACAAGUGUUGUAGAGCUCAUGACCUAUGCGAUGACCUACUCAGACCAGGAGAGAAGAAAGAGAAUAUAAUCAACACAUCAUGGUUCACACUGUUGAGUUGCGAGUGUGAUGACGAAUUUUAUGACUGCUUGAAAAAUGUUAGCUCAAAUACUUCUAAUUCCAUUGGCAAUGCGUAUUUCAAUCUAGGUGGGAGCAACUGUUACACUUUAAACUAUCCACUUACAGACAAGUGUUUAAACAGGUACUUAAUCUAUUGCGCAGAAUACGAAAGAAACACGACAGCCCCAAUGGUUUAUGAAUGGAGAAAGGCUAAGUUCUAUGAUAAAUUUCCAAUCGCGACGUAUGGAUAAAGUAUAUCGUUUUGUACUGAAACCACCCGGCAACUGUGUAAGAAACAUCUCAAUUUUUCCAGCUUUGUAUAUUCAAAAUGGAUUUGUAUCUUAAUAAAUGUGAUGCACA